AUGAGUGCCUCUGGAUUUUACGAACUAUAUCGUCGAAGCACCGUAGGAGCUACACUGGUGGAUUCACUCGACACGCUGAUAAGCGACGGUAGAAUAGAGGCAUCGUUGGCGAUGCGGGUGCUGGACACUUUCGAUAGAGUCGUGGCCGAGACACUGAAGGAUAAAACACAAAGCAAGCUUACGUUCAAAGGUCACCUGGAUACAUACCGCUUCUGUGACGAUGUCUGGACAUUUAUCAUUAAAGACUGCAGCGUGAAGCUGGAACAAACUGAGGAUGCACAGGGAAAUACUGUCGUGGUUGACAAAGUGCGGAUAGUGGCGUGCAAUUCGAAGAAAACCGGCGAGUAG
This is a messenger RNA of Lachancea nothofagi CBS 11611, 348 nucleotides long. The record is from the annotation of a GenBank genome assembly. NCBI's taxonomy places the organism in Eukaryota, Fungi, Ascomycota, Saccharomycetes, Saccharomycetales, Saccharomycetaceae.